Messenger RNA from Phyllopteryx taeniolatus (common seadragon), 8645 nucleotides. It is a transcript of the gene shank1, whose product is annotated as SH3 and multiple ankyrin repeat domains 1. The record is from RefSeq and is a predicted model, not a curated record. Gene Ontology annotation, molecular function: ionotropic glutamate receptor binding; synaptic receptor adaptor activity. Lineage: Eukaryota; Metazoa; Chordata; Actinopteri; Syngnathiformes; Syngnathidae. Gene Ontology annotation, cellular component: postsynaptic density; postsynaptic membrane; dendritic spine. The coding region runs from base 273 to 7331 and encodes 2352 amino acids. The transcript is spliced from 28 exons.
AGAAGGGAGGAGGAGGAGGGGGGCGAGCGAGCUCGGGAGGAACGGGGAGCGAGUGUUACUCCGGGAGGAGGACAGGAUAAACGCUCCUCCAUCCCGUCAACGAAGAGGAGGAGAUUGAAGAGAGAGAGAGGAGGCAGCCUGGUUACCACGCACCAUCUCGCCUCGUCGCCUCCUCAGGACUUCUUCACAUUCACCAUCAUCACGAGGAGCUCUAGAAGACACAUCACCCCAGGAAUGAUGGCGUCACCGUUAGGGCCGCCUUCGCUGUCGCCAUGACGAUGCCCUUCAGCCCGCUGUCCAGCGACGAGGAGCACCAGAGGAUGCUCGGAAACAGCAGACGCCCGUACCCGGGGGUGGAGGAUGAGGAAGAGGAAGAGGAGGAGGAAGAAGAAGAGGAAGAGGAGAUGGAGGAAGACGAGCAUGACGAGGACGGUGAGGGGGAGAACGGCGAGCUGGAGGACGUGGAGGAGGUCCGGCGAGGGGGCGGCAGGGCCGAGGGGGCGAGGCAGUUGGGGAAAGGCGCCGGACGAGCUGGGAACCCGGGACACGCGUCUAAUCCCUACUCAGCCAAUCCCACGCACCAGCAGCCGGCCAAUCAGCAGCAGCGGAGGCCGAAGGAGCGCACGUCCGGCUCCGGGCCGCCGCCCCCCGAGGACGCCCACAUCGCCAUGAUGGUGUUUCGCAUCGGCAUUCCGGACAUCAAACAAACGAAAUGCCUGCGUUUCAACCCGGACGCCACGGUGUGGAAGGCCAAACAGCAGGUGCUGUGCUCGCUCACCGAGUCCCUGCGCGACGUCCUCAACUACGGCCUCUUCCAGCCCGCCACCGACGGCCACGACGCCAAAUUCCUGGAGGAGGAGCGGCUGCUCAAGGAGUACCCGCAGUCCUUUGAGAAAGGGGUGCCCUAUUUGGAGUUCCGAUACAAGACGCGAGUGUACAAGCAGACCAACCUGGAUGAGAAGCAGCUGGCCAAACUGCACACCAAGGCCAGCCUGAAGAAAUUCAUGGACUACAUCCAAACCAGCGGCGUGGACAAGAUGAGCAAGUUCUUGGACAAAGGCCUCGAUCCCAACUACCAGGAUGCCGACACCGGCGAGACCCCGCUGUCGCUGGCCGUUCAGUGUGAGCCUGGCGGGGGCGAGCCCAUCCGGGUGUUGGUGGACGGGGGCGCCCACAUCGACUUCCGUGCCAAAGACGGCCUCACGCCGCUCCACAAGGCCGUCCGAGGCCACCGCCAUAUUGCCCUGCUGGUCCUGCUGUCUCUGGGCGCCUCCCCGGACUACAAGGACCGUCGGGGCCUAACGCCGCUGUACCACACUGUGCUGACAGGGGGCGACACGUCGUGCUGUGAAACGCUGCUGUACCACCACGCCAAGUUGGGCAUCAGGGACGAGAACGGCUGGGACGAAACGCACCAGGCGUGUCAGAACGGCAACUCUCAGCACCUGGAGCACCUUCUCUUCUACGGGGCCGACUCCACCUCCCAGAAUGCAUCUGGAAACACUGCCUUGCACAUUUGUGCUUUAUACAACAAGGAAAGCUGUGCACGAAUUCUGCUCUACCGAGGAGCCAACAAAGAGACAAAGAACAACAGCGGCCAAACACCCUUUCAGGUGGCCGUCAUGUCCGGUCAUUUCGAGCUGGGGGAGAUCAUCAAAAACCACCGGGACGCCGAUGUAGUUCCCUUCGUGGAGUCUCCAAAGUACGCCCCCCAGAGGCGCGAGAGCACGCAGACCCUGACGUUGCCUCACCCGCACCCGUUCCUGCGCGCCAACAGUGACAGCAGCAUGAAUUUACCCGACUGGAUGGCGAUGCCCAACUCACUGAGCACCAACAUCGUGUCUGUGCAGGGAUUCAAACACACAGGAACCAUCCGCAGCUCCAGCAGUCCCCGAGGAGCCAGGACGCGAUCCCCGUCCCGAGGCAGGAUGGGGGAAAAGGAGGACCGCAGCCGGCAGCAGAGUCGCAAACAAGGGCCCACUGCCACUCCUGCCGCCACGGGUUCCGCUAGCACCCAGACGGCAGGCCAGCGUCGCCGCCUUUACAGCGCUGUGCCGGGCCGCGUCUUCGUGGCCACGCGAGCGCACUCGGCCCAGGGUGAGCGGGAAAUCAGCUUCAGCAAAGGCGACCGGGUCAAAGUGUUGAGCGUGGGUGAAGGCGGCUACUGGGAGGGAACGGUCCGCGGUCGCACCGGAUGGUUCCCCUCUGACUGCGUGGAGGAAGUGAUGCUUCGAAGUCAAGAAACCCGAUCAGAGAGCCGUGGGGAGCGUGCCAAGCGUUUGUUCCGUCACUACACGGUCGGCUCCUACGACAGCUUCGACGCUCCCAGCGACUACAUCAUCAAGGAGAAGACGGUGCUUCUGCAGAAGAAAGACAGCGAGGGCUUCGGCUUUGUGCUGCGAGGUGCCAAAGCUCAGACUCCCAUCGAGGAGUUCACCCCGACGCCCGCCUUCCCCGCUCUGCAGUACCUGGAGUCGGUGGACGAGGGCGGUGUGGCCUGGCGGGCCGGUCUCAGGAUGGGCGACUUUCUCAUCGAGGUCAAUGGUCAGAAUGUGGUGAAGGUGGGUCACCGCCAGGUGGUCAACAUGAUCCGGCAAGGUGGCAACAGCCUGAUGGUCAAGGUGGUCAUGGUGACCCGCAACCCCGACAUGGAGGAGGGCGCCCGCAAGAAAAUCCCGCAGCAAAGCAAGAGGCUGAGCACACCUGCCAUCGCCCUGCGCUCCAAGUCCAUGACUUCGGAGCUGGAGGAGAUGGCUGCUACCCCAUGGAAAAAAAAGUCAGAACUGGAAUCUUCCCAAGUGGCUGAGAAGAAGCGGACCGUCUACCAGAUGGCUCUGAAUAAAUUAGAUGAAAUUCUUGCAGCGGCUCAGCAGACAAUCAGCACCAACGAGGCGGCGGGGACGCGGGGACAGGGGCCCAAACGGGACAGGGGACGCACUUUCUAUAGCAAUGAGCCAAACUACGCGGACCAGGCCGGUCUGGUUCUGGCCUACGAGCGGGGCCACUAUGCUACACCUCACGGCCCCCCGCACGGUAUGCUGCGGCAGAAAUCAAUUGGAGUGCCCGAGGAGGAAAAGCAGCACCUGCAUCCUCCGGCCAUGAAGUUUGCCCGCAGCCUGUCAGUGCCCGGCCCGGAUGACAUCCCGCCUCCCCCAACCACGGCGCCGCCGGACCCUCCCUUCUCCUCUGCACCGCCCCUGGGUUGGAGAGCCAAGUCGUCCCAGCAGCCCUCUGUCACCGUGUCGCAGUCCUUGGCUGCCUCUUCCUCGUACUACCAGCCCUACUCCCAGGCGGUGCACUUAACCCAACUGGGCCGGGAGAGAGGGGGUGGAACAGUGGACCACUCGUCUUUCUAUUCCCACGUGGGCGCCCACACCGCCCAAAGUAGAACUGCCACACGGAAGGUUGCCUAUACUGGAGAGCCUAUCGGUGUCACAGGGGGCAUUAAAGCCACUGGUCUUCGGAGGGGCUACAGUAGUGCCGUACCCCCGUCGAGCAUUGCGACCGUCAUGCCGCAGCAACAGCAGAUGGGUCAACCACAACGAGUAGAGCGCAGCACAACUGGAGCAGGGGGUCCUAAAGGCGGCGCCCGGAGAAGCAAGGGUCCUCUGGUGAAACAAUCCAAGGUGGAGGACCUACGAGCAGCCCAGGGCACACUGGGGGGGAAAGUGGAGAAGAGCUCCAUUCCCAUCCCCACCAUCAUCGUUAAGGCCCCCUCCACCAGCAGCAGCGGGCGAAGCAGCCAAGGCAGCAGUGUGGAGGCUGACACCCCAGCUCCUGGGGAGGCAAAUGAAACCAAACCCCCCCACGGUCCUCCUCUUCGUAGUCCUGCUCCACAGCCUCCUGCGCCACCCUCCGUCCCCGCACCUUCGCCUCCAUCACUGCCUUCCAUGCGAGCCCAGGAUGGGCUGGACUUCACCAGCCAGUUUGGGGCAGCCGUCGUGGGUGCGGCUCGCCGGGACCGCGAACGGUUUCACGAAGCCCGCAGGAAGAGCGCCUCCUUGUUCAUGUCUGCGGACGAGGACAUGGGUCUUAGUAGUGAUGGCAUGGGAGGACUAACACGGGCUCACCUGUCACAGCAGCAGCUCAACACGCAAGCGGAAAGUUCUUCCUCUAAGCUGCGCCCCUCGAAGUCUAUCGACGAGGGCAUGUUCUCCGGAGACACCUUCAUCCAUCACACCCGCAGCAUGCCUCCAGCUUUUGGGCUACCAGAGUACUCCUCACCGGCCCUGGACUAUCAGCCUAAAUCUGUGCCUGCUGACCUGUACACCGCCGCAGGAAGGCAGCCCGCCCCCUCGUCCACUUUCAUUCACCCCUUGACAGGAAAGGCUCUGGACCCCACAUCGCCACUAGGCCUCGCCCUGGCAGCCAGGGAGCGUGCCCUGCGCGAUGACAGCAGGUUACGAAGGGGCCCAGAGCGCCCUUUCAUCCGUCAGAUGUCCAGCGUGGUCUUCCCAUCAUCUACCGUCACCUCGCAGCCGGUGUCGUCUACCGCCCAGUCCUCCAGCUCCUACUUGGUGACCUCCUCUUCCCUGGCUGCCACCACUCCUUCUGUUGGACGUCCACCUUCACCCAGAAUCCUCAGAGGGGGCGUGUGGGCUGAUGAGGGCGGCGGCGGUGUGGAAAGAGAACGGGAAGGGGGUGGCGCUCGUGAGGGACUUAGAGUUCGCUUCUCAGAGGACAAACCGGUCCACACGCACCACUACCAGUCCCAGCCGUAUCAGCCCGGCUUUAAGGAGAGGGAGCGAUCGAGGGAGCGAGAGAGGGAGGCCUCUAGGGAACUAGAGCAGGAAGGCUACAUGAGAAGAGCAGAACAGGCCGCUAAUGAGCAGGCAUCCCAGCAACCUCGGCGGCCCUCGUUCCUCAGGAUGGACAGUCAAACUGACGCCUACAUCUUGUCCCACACCACUCCCUCCACUCGACCGAUUAGUACUCAGCAAACAGCCAGUGCUACUGGGAACACUGGGUCUGGCCUGAUGGUUCUUCCGCCCCCCGCCCCGUCGGUGGACGCAGACGAUGAAUUUGUCUAUGCCGACCCCCUUCCACCACCAUUAGAGUUUGCCAACAGCUUCGAUAGGGGAUACUCGCAACAUCGGCUUCUCCCCAACAUGACCCAAGAGAAGGCGCCGCCUCCUCUGCCUCCCCCACCACCGCCACCGCCUCCACCUCCACCUGCCCAAAAAGAACUGUUUGGAAGUGUGUUUCCCGCUCACACGCCCCUGCCUUCGCCCCAGGCGGGUGACUCCACUGCCUCCAGCCUCACUUCUUAUGACAGCGAGGUAGCUAAUCUGACUCAAUCUGCUCACUCCCCCUCCCAGACAUCACCCAACCCACCUCCUCCCCACUCACCCUCCAUCCUGCAUCCCACAUCAACAAGUGGACCCCCACCUCCACCCUCGGUGUCGCCACCCCCGCCACCUGGCUCCUAUCACAGACCCUUAUCUGUGUCCCAUCCCCACCACCUGUACAACAGCACCCAUGCUCCUGGGCGCUCCUCACCCACUCCGCCACUUACUGUGACACCGCCUCCUGCUUACCGGGGUCCCCCUGCACUUUCUUCCACAGCUGCCACCUCAGUUCCUCUGCAGACCACAAGCUGUGCCACCACAACCGCCGCUGCUGCCACCACAACAAGCACCUCCACGCAACUCUACCAUGAGCGAACCCACGCCACAUACACCGCCUCUAUUCAGAGCACCCACCACAGGACCGGGGAGCGCCACCGUCCACCCCCUGCUGCCAAGAAGGGAGAAUCCCAGGAGACAGUUGUGGACUCUGGGAUAGAAGAGCUGGACAGCCGCAGUAGUAGCGACCACCACUUGGACAGCAUCCUGGCUAAUGUUCGGGCGGACAGGUUCGACCGAGGGGAGAGGGCAGGCAACCGGUUAGCAGGUGGGACAGCGGAACCGGGGGAACGUGGGGAUUUUCUGGAGUCUUACAUGAGCUACCUGGAUGGGCAAACUUUUGAGAUGCAGAAUGCCACAGCAGCAGCAUCAACCUACCCAAAAAGCAGCCGGUUCAGGGAGGGAAGUCGAGUGGGCGAGCUCCACAGACAGACCAGCACCGCUCCCGCAUCCUUCCACUCCCACAGGCGAAGAGACGACCAGGACCAUGAGGAGGAGGAGGCCGAGGAGGGCGCCACGACGGAAGACGAAAGCGGCCAGGACGGGUACGGGAUGAGAGACAUGCAGAAUUUAGGACGUCCCAAUUCACCUUAUUUUGAACGCCCACGCACUCCCGAAAUGAAGCCUCUCUGGGGUGAGGGACAGAUUGGCAGAGACACCAGGGGGCAGUUCAGGACACUCUUAGAGGGGAAGAAGAUUUACCCUCCAGCAUCGAGUAUGAAGCCAAAUAUGAUCAAUGAGCUGAACAGCAAACUGCAGCAAAGAACCAAGGACAGCUGGAGCAGCCAGAGACCACUGAGCAGACACAGAUUCUCUGAAGAUUCGGCCUCAGCUCUGAGUCCCCCGUCGGCUCGCUCCCAGUCGCCGUCACCAAUCUCUUUAUCGCAACCUUCCCUGUGCCCUUCCCCGACCCCUGCCUCCCAGUACCCCAACUGGAGACGUUCGCCAUCCCCUCAGCCUCCCGCUCCCUCGCAGCCUCCCCGUUCACAUUCCCCGCUGUCCCCAACGUCCUAUUCCCCUUAUCCAACCUCCCCCAAGCACAGACCUGUCUACCGGACCAAAGCCCUGGAGUUCCAGUUCAUCCCAAGUCGCGAGUCCCGUAAGGCAGAUCCUCACAUGCUCCAGCGUAGGCGAGCACCCAGUCCUCUCAUCUCCCCGUCGGAGAGGCCCAAACUGGGACCGCCCCGUCCCUCGUCCCUCCCUCUGCUCCCCACUUCGCCUCUGUACAGUGCCAUGUACGACCUACGGGGCUCAAUCACCCCGCCCUCGCCCGGCAACACUCUUGGAGACCCCUACUUCUCACCCUCACCGCCCCUCUUUGCACCCUCCGGAGCCCCACCUCCUCCAAACUCCACCUUGGUUGUUUCCCGCUCCCUUUCUCCCACUCACUUCCUGUCCGGGACGUCCUCUCCACCCCUGCACCCACUUCCUCCACCCACCUGUCUGAGCUACCCCCACCUGCCGCCCCCAUCCCCGACCAAGCCCUUCGCCUCCAAGCCGCUGCCCUACUGGACCAAGUACGACGUGGCCGACUGGCUGGGCUACCUGAAUCUGGCCGAGCAUCGUGAGCGCUUCCUGGACAACGAGAUCGACGGCACCCACCUGCCCUCGCUCACCAAGGACGACUACCUGGAUUUGGGCGUCACCCGCGUGGGCCACCGCAUGAACAUAGAACGGGCCCUGAGGUCGGUUAUUGACAGACUGUAAUGAGUGUACAGAGCUAUACUACAGGAAGUUCAGAGGCGCAAAAGGCUUUCCAGCAGUCCCUUCCCCAUCUCGGUCCUCUCGCCUCGGGACGAGGGGAGGAUGGAUGACGGUAGUCGCAAUUGAGGUGGCGGAAUUUAGUGGAUUCACCUGAAAAGUUGAGGAAGAUGAUGGGGUGUGCCAAAAUUGAAACAUCGGGAUAUGUCAGGACCAACAAAGGGCUCCCCCGUAUGCGACCCGCUCCUCCCCAAACGGACACCAAGAUGCCCUUUGGCAAUGCCAUGACAUCACAAUACCGAGAGUGACCAAAGGAAUGGUCCGAAAUCCAAAACGGGAGCUGGAGAAAGAUUUUGCUUGACAUUGGGGAAUAUUUCCAGGCUUACCUCAGCGCUGUGAUCGACAUCCAUCGUCACUUUUAAUGACAAACAUACAGACUGGUCACUGUAUCACGUUGUUGUAGCAUAAACAAGUGCCCAGACCGACAACAUAAAAAAAUGGUACACACACUAUGGAAAACCUUUGAGCAUUUAUUCCAUAUCCUCCUAGUGCAAUGAAUUGCCCAGAUACUAGUAUAUUUUUUUUUUACCUCACUAGUAAGACAAUUCAAGGUACUAGUAGAAUGACUAUGGCACACUAGUAGAAAAACUACAUUACUAGUGAGGCCAAACUGUGCGCUACUAGUACUACUAAUGAAGUGGUAGAUGUAGUCUGGGAACUGGUAGAAUUUUAUAAUGUCACUAAUAGUACGAGUCACUCGCAAUUGUCAACUAGUGCACAAUUUUGCCUCACGGGUCGUUCUACUAGGACGCAGAAAUGUACAGUAGUGAAAGUCAGUUGUGGAAAAACCGUCACUUGUAAGACAGUCGUAUUGUUAGUGCACCCUAGUCAUUCUACUAGUGCACCAUGGUAAUUCUAGUGUGCCCUAGUCAUUCUUCUAGCGCACCGAAAUGCCAUAUAGCCGUUGGAACGCAAUCAGAAUCUGAAUCAUCUUUAUUUGCCACGUGUGUCAGAAACACACAAGGAAUUUGUCUCCGGUAGUGGGAGCCGCUUUAGUACGCCAAAAUAUACUUUUAGGACUACGUAGAGCCACUUAGCAAUGAAGGGUUGCCAUUAACGUGGUAAUCCUGAUUCAAUUGAACAAAUAAUGCAGAGCCCUCAAGCAAAUUAGAGCAGUUUGAAAUGACUAAUGGAGCAAGUCUGGUACAGUGGAAUUAAUAGUGCUAGUAAGACUCUCAUUCGACAAGUGAGCCCCAUUCAUUCUAGUCAUUAUACUGGUGCACAGAAAUGUAAUACAGUUGUGGGGGGGGGGGGGGGGGG